Micropterus dolomieu (smallmouth bass) is the source of this 2137-nucleotide messenger RNA. RefSeq names its product grainyhead-like transcription factor 3 (gene grhl3). The transcript has 15 exons. NCBI's taxonomy places the organism in Eukaryota, Metazoa, Chordata, Actinopteri, Centrarchiformes, Centrarchidae. Gene Ontology annotation, biological process: regulation of transcription by RNA polymerase II. The record is from RefSeq and is a predicted model, not a curated record. The coding region runs from base 109 to 1806 and encodes 565 amino acids. Gene Ontology annotation, molecular function: DNA-binding transcription activator activity, RNA polymerase II-specific; RNA polymerase II cis-regulatory region sequence-specific DNA binding. Gene Ontology annotation, cellular component: nucleus.
CUUGACUCAUCUGUGUGUCACUGUUCUCCUCUGCUAGACUCAUAGACUCAUUGACGCAGAAACAGCGAGGAGUUGAAUAAAGGAACCUAUUCCACUUGGAUUGGAGACAUGACCAAAGAGACUGAGACUCUGGGACUGGUCUUUCAGAGCGAGAACUUCAACUAUAACCGUUACACUAACCACGUCAUGGAAUCCUGGUCCUACCUGGAGAGCCCUGUCCCCGAGCCAAACCACUCCAAACCCAGACUCCACCCAGGAGAUGACCUGGCAGCCUUAACCAUGCUUUAUGAACAGUGCAAGAGCCAGAAAGAGCAGAAGAUUGCUACCUGCAACCGCGCUGGCAACAUCUGCAAAACCGAGAGGAAUCCAACCAACAGCAGUGACUUUGUUUCAUUGGAGGGGUCUGCCAACAUCAUGAAGCUCCUCUCUGAGAGUCCUCAAGAGGUUGUGGGUUCCAAACAUCACACCUCCCUGCCAAGCUCUGUUCCCAACACCUCAGACACCUACGCCACCCUAACCAGUGUCGUAGCUGACACUUACGACAAGCAGGAACUCAAUAUCAUAUUUGACUCCCUGCUGCAGAAGUGGCCAGAGCCCAGUGCUUUCCCAGACCCCAGCACUGAGACCCUUCCCUACAGCGAUCCCUUUACCGAGGACCAGUCCAGCCCUGUGUACUCGGGCUCCUACACCUGCUCCCCACCAGAGAGAUUCAGGAGUGACUUUCAGUUUUCCCUGGGAGCUCCCCUUGCUUCUACAUAUAAGUCCAAUGAGCUGCCCAUGGUCUACCUGAACAAGGGCCAAUUCUACCCCAUCACUCUCCAAGGAGUGGACAACAGUGCCUGCCUCAAUGCCACCAAAGUCAAGACAGUGGUGAUGGCUGUGUUUGAGAAUGACAAGAGCCCAGAAAUGCAGCUCCGUUUUUGGAAUCACUGGCACGCGCGCCAGCCAACUGCCAAGCAGAGGGUCAUUGACAUCGCGGACUACAAAGAAGUGUUCAGCGGCAUUAGCAACGUAGAGGAGGUGGCUUUCAACGCUCUCUCCUUUGUUUGGAACCCCAAUGAAGAGGCCAAGGUGUACAUUGGCAUCAACUCCCUGAGCACAGACUUCUCAUCUCAGAAGGGAGUGAAAGGCCUGCCUCUAAACAUCCAGAUUGACACUUAUGACUUCAGCUCAGGAACCAACCAGCUCAUACACAGAGCUGCCUGCCAGGUCAAGAUUUUCUGUGAUAAGGGUGCAGAGAGGAAGAUGCGUGAUGAGGAGAGAAAGAGAAGCAAAAGGAGAGGAAAGAACGAUGCUAACACCAACAAGUCUUUGGUGACCAGUUCCAUGGGCAGUGACUGCACCUUCUUCCAAACCCUGGAUGACCACGUCACCCAGCCAGUUCUCUUCAUUCCAGAAACACACCUCUCCUGCUUACAACGCAUAGCCACUCCCAUGGACGAGAUCGAAAGGAGUUCUAUGAAGAGAUCGUAUCAAGACAGAGAUAAAAACUGCUCUCCAUCCAGCAAGCAAGCCCGCAGAGAAGACCCUCAAAGAGUUCUGCUGUACGUGAGGACAGUCGCUGAAGAGGUGUUUGAUGCGCUCAUGCUCACCACACCAACGCUGUCAGGCCUACGAGAAGCUGUUUCAGAAAAGUACGGUAUGCAAAAAGACACCAUUGGGAAAAUCUACAAGAAAUGCAAGAGAGGGAUUUUCGUAAACAUGGACGACAACAUCAUUGAACACUACACCAACCAGUCGGCCUUCCUCAUUGAGCUGUCCGAGGUCGUCGGCGGUCAGUUCCAGGUCACUCUCAUUGAAGUAUGAGAAUCCAAUCAGCUACCUGCUCUAUUGAAGGAUGUAACAAAUCAGCGCUGCCAGUUAGAAAACAUGCCUGUUAAAAGCACUGCCCCAUCAAAGACAAUGUAACCUGUGGACUGCCAGUAAGAGGACUGGACUGAAGAGACUUCCAGUUUUUCCAACCUCAACCAAAGUAGAAAACGUCAAACUGUUUCUUGAUUUUUGUAAAUACCACUCAUCCCAGUUCUUUUUAUUUUUUAUUUGAAUUUAAUAUUGUAACGUAAGAGCAAUUAUGAUGAACAGUGUGUACAUAUAUAAUGUAAAUAGAUUUUAAUAUGACAGUGUUGUAUAAACUAGC